UUAUUUCAGAACGCCGGCGCCGGUGAGUCAUCUCCUCUCGGACUCUCAACGUGCUAACGCCUGCCUACAGUUGCAAUAGUACAUCUUUGGUGUCAAGACUUUCACCCUUAUUGCCCGACAGGAUUGAGAUGUUACAUUUUAGGGCUUCGGCAGUGCCUAAGGAGUUUUUCAACGCCACCCUCAAGUGUGUCUUGCCCUGUUCUAGACAGAAGAGCUGGUUCCCCUCCCGCCGCAGUUCCUUCGGCGCCGCCUCAGUUCGUGCCCGAGCUGUGGGUCCUCAUCUGAAGGUCCUCCAUGCCGCUCCCAGCCGGUCGACGCUCCGCACCGGGCCCAGUGCCGCCCCUGUCCGCUACUACUGCGUGAAAACUGAAGGGGCCGUGGAGCUGGAUGAGCAUUUGAAAAAGGAUGGAGUCGGCAGCGAAGAUAAGAGGAGAAAUCCAGGGAUUCUCCCCAGUCUGGAGGAUUUGCUCUUCUACACCGUCGCAGAAGGUCAAGAAAAGAUUCCUGCUCAUAAAUUUCUGACAGCACUUAAAACCACAGGGCUUCGCACAGGAGAUCCCCGGCUGAAAGAAUGUAUGGAAACGCUAAAGGAAACUCUGAAGAAGACGUCAGAUGGUGUAACUCUGGACAGGCAACAGUUUAAGAAGUGUGUCCAGAGCAACAUUGUCCUGCUCACUCAGGCCUUCCGCAAGAAGUUUGUCAUCCCAGACUUCCAGUCCUUCACCUCCCAUAUUGAUGAGCUGUAUGAGAAUGCCAAAAAACUCACAGGAGGGCAGGUUGCAGACUACAUUCCUCAGCUUGCCAAAUUCAGCCCUGACCUGUGGGCUGUGUCUCUGUGCACGGUUGAUGGACAGAGACACACAGUCGGAGACACAAAGGUUCCGUUCUGCCUGCAGUCCUGCGUCAAGCCUCUGAAGUAUGCUGUCGCGGUGCACGACCACAGCACAGAGUAUGUGCACAGUUUCAUUGGGAAGGAGCCCAGUGGCCUGCGCUUCAACAAGCUUUUCCUGAAUGAAGACGAUAAGCCACACAACCCCAUGGUAAAUGCUGGCGCUAUCGUUUGUACUUCACUGAUAAAGCAAGGUGCAAGCAAUGCCGAAAAAUUUGACUACGUUGUGAACUUUCUGAAGAGGAUGGCAGGAACUGAGUAUGUGGGUUUCAGCAAUGCCACGUUUCAAUCCGAGCGUGAGUCAGGGGACAGGAACUUCGCCAUUGGAUACUACUUGAAAGAAAAAAAGUGUUUUCCAGAGGGGACAGACAUGACGUCAGUAUUGGACUUUUACUUUCAGCUGUGCUCGAUCGAGGUGACGUGUGAGAGCGCUAGCGUCAUGGCAGCCACCCUGGCUAACGGCGGUAUCUGUCCCAUUACGGGUGAACGUGUGCUGAGCCCCGAGGCCGUGAGGAACACCCUGAGCCUGAUGCACUCCUGCGGCAUGUAUGAUUUCUCAGGACAGUUUGCCUUCCAUGUUGGUUUGCCAGCCAAGUCUGGGGUAGCAGGGGGAAUCCUGCUGGUCGUGCCCAACGUGAUGGGCGUUAUGUGCUGGUCGCCUCCUCUCGACAAACUGGGCAACUCCGUUAGAGGGAUCCAGUUCUGCACGGACCUUGUGGAGCUUUUUAACUUCCACAACUACGACAACCUGAGGCACUUUGCCAAGAAGCACGACCCUCGCAGAGAAGGAGGAGACCAGCGGCAACAAUCCUAUGGACCCAUGGAUUACGAGAGCCUCCAACAAGAGCUAGCUCUGAAAGCCCCUCUUUGGAAAAAGGUGUCCCCCACUGAGUCGCACCAGGACAGCUCCACCACUGUAGUCUAUAGGAUGGACAAUGUUGGCAAGUGAAACUCAGAAGAAAAAUAAAGGAGACGUGUUCGUCCCCCACAUCCACUCCCAAUCUUUCCAAACCUCCCACAAAUACCACCAUCAUCUUUCCUCCACUUGCAGUAUUUAUAUAUAAAUUAUGAAUGAGGAUUAUUUAUUACUUGGGAAGAAAGUUACUUUGUGAAUUGACUGGUAAUUUAAAUUUGUGAUGGAAAAUGAAUUUGUACUUGUUUUGCUCUGAAUUCCAAAUGACCUCUUAGCCUCCAGCUGCUUGUUGCCUUAGCAUGUGUAGGACCUGAUGCACGGUCACACAGUUCUGCUCUUUUUUCAUCUCCACCUUUUAUUAUACUGCUGUUUUGUCUACAUAAGACAGAAUCCCUUUAAGAUGUAGCCUAAGUGGCUUGACUCUGCUCGUGCACAGCGGUGGUACAGUCAACCUUAGGACUGGUUGAGUGACUGCUUCUGUCGCUGCGGCUCUAGCCGGUCUAAGACACCACCCGAGACCAGUUGCACAAGCAAACAAAGAAGUGAGAUGUCUGAAACCACACGCUGCAGGUUUUUUAUGGGAUCCACUGGACUUUUUUGGGCCACUGCGAUGCUGUAGGGGGUUUCUGGUGUUGCCCCUCGCAGUUUGAGUGGAUCAGUUCUCACUGAACCACCGGCAACUGUGUGGUUUAUGGGCUUCGCUCCCAACUUCUUACUCUGCUUUACUCUGGACACAAUGAUACACUGGUAUAAAGGUCACGAACAUGAUGCUAAGUGCUGCUGCCUGAAACGUGCCUGUAACUCAGAGUCAAGACAUUUUAUUUAUAUUUCUAUAUAUUUACAUUAAUCUCUUGAGGUGUGACAGGGCUCCUCCUUAUGGCAGAUUUUAUUUGAUAGUACAUUUCAGAUGAUGAUGAUUGUUGUGUUGCUGCCUCAGGCUGUGACUUGUUCUUCGUAUGAGAUGGUGAGCAGCCACCCUGACUGGGUCCUGUCAGGGGUUUUCAUGUUGGUUCCCUGCCUGUAGUGCUGUGAAACAUUUAGCGUGUUUCACUGUGGACUAUCGAGAUGUCUCCUUAAUCACAACAUGAAAUCACCCUAAAGGCUCUGCUCACUCCUGUUCAUCCACAAUCAUUUGUAGUUUUCUAUAUGCAUCUAAUACAAAAGUAAUGCAGGAGGAGAGUUAGUAGAAAACAAGUUCUUUAUGUGAUGUUUAUGUUAUGAAAUUCUGGCCCUCAUUAAAAGCAGCAGGUAAAUUGUAGGACACAAAUAAUCAUAAAUAAAUAAUUUUUUACAUUUAAUAACAGAUUGCGUAAUAAUUGCACAUGCUGUAUUUUGCCAGCAGUAUAUUAAUCUGCAUUUGAUUCUCAUUUUACAACUGUAGUUUUUCUAUUUCUUUCGAUGAGAAACUAAAACUGCAGUUUUAGUUAAUAUGAUCAAACUGCGUAUUCAAUCAAAGUAUGUGUGACGUGAGCGAGUGUCAGACGUUAAUGCAGUAUGAUUCCAGUAUUGUUCUUGAGAUCCCAAAGUGUUACUGUUCCAUGAAGGUUCUACAUGUUUGUUUUCAUUUACAUGCAGUGAAUUACUGCAUGUAAAUACGUAGGUAUUUACAUAUGUCAUUAAAUAUGUAGGUACGUCAUUUAAAGCCUCUGUCAUUCGCACGUGUAUACAAAAACAAAAAACACUUUUCCACAGGAAGAUCAGCGAUGGCUCACUUUACAUUGGCUGCAGUGUGGCCAAAGGGUUGUAACAGGUUGUUUAUCUUGAUAGUUCAUCAUUCCCAGUUUGAUGCAGGAAACGUGAGCGGAGCAGCAUCACUACAUUUAAAAUCAGGUCUUAGUGUGAGCUGAUGCUGGUGUAGUCCUCCUCUCUUGCUGGAUUCAUAUGAUUCCCCGAACAAAGAGGUGAGCUCACAAACGCAGGCUGCAUCACUCCGGUUGUCUCAAGUGGGAGCGUUGGGAUCUAGGGCCUCAUCUCAGGCAUCAGCAUCACUGCGUUUUCCUCGUGUCUAGGCCCUAUUUGCUGCUUCUGAGUUGUUUAGCCUUGUGACCCUGCACCCGAGUUGUUAUUAAAGGCCUAUGAACUGUAUUACUUGAAGUUUGCUCUCAUUCAUCACACUGAAUAUUAAUGUGUGUAAUCAUAAUAGACGGCUCCUGAAUGCAGGUUCAUGUAUUUCCACUGAGAUCUUGUAACUGAUCCCACUCAUGUAUGUGACUUUUUCUGUCUCAUUUUCCAUGUUGUAUUCGUAUUUGUGAUGUCUGAUAUAAUAAAAGUCUCCUUAGUCACAGACAUCAUGUGAUUUAGCUUCACUGAAUUCCUUUGACAUGCUUUCAUAUAAACGUCUGUCACUCCCAUUUGCUGACCUUGGAACUGUAGGGUUUUCCAAUGUUUAAUAUCAGUAAUAUCAUCAAUUAAUUAAUAUUCAUAAUAUUAUAUGAUAGAAUAGAAUAAUUAAUAUGAUCAAUUUCAGUUUUUAAGUAUCUCUUCUUAGGAAAGAAUUUAGGAUAUUAUUGGUCAAAAAGAAUGAGAAAAAAUACAUUAAAAUGUUUGGAAAGGUUUUCAUAUUUUAAGCAUACUAUCCAAAAAGGCAAGACUCCCGGAGUAGAUGAGACUGUACAGUUCCAUGGUCAAUUGCGUUUUUUAUUUUUAUUUUUUUAUUUACAUGGUUGUAACUCAUAAACUGUCCUGUCUGCUCAGAGGAGGAGACGCCACUAAGAUAUCACCUGGUCUUCUUCCAUUUCUAAAAUACUAGUGUGUCGAGUUUUAUGUUUGACUUGCAGACAUGACAGUUAAGUGAUUUAUGUUGCCUUCAUGUUCCAUGUGUAAAAUCCAAUAAAAUCCUGUUGUGAAACAUC
Betta splendens (Siamese fighting fish) is the source of this 4654-nucleotide messenger RNA. It is a transcript of the gene glsb, whose product is annotated as glutaminase b. Bases 129 to 1838 code for a protein of 569 amino acids. Lineage: Eukaryota; Metazoa; Chordata; Actinopteri; Anabantiformes; Osphronemidae. Gene Ontology annotation, biological process: L-glutamine catabolic process. The transcript has 15 exons. The record is from RefSeq and is a predicted model, not a curated record. Gene Ontology annotation, molecular function: glutaminase activity; protein binding.